Molecule: messenger RNA, 1685 nt
Organism: Cercospora beticola
Lineage: Eukaryota; Fungi; Ascomycota; Dothideomycetes; Mycosphaerellales; Mycosphaerellaceae
Product: flavin monoamine oxidase family protein
Biological process (GO): positive regulation of transcription by RNA polymerase II; negative regulation of transcription by RNA polymerase II
Molecular function (GO): flavin adenine dinucleotide binding; chromatin binding; oxidoreductase activity
Source: RefSeq, a predicted model, not a curated record
GUCCUCCCAAAAAGCCCUCUAAUUGUGGCUCCGGCCUGGGCGAGGACGCAUCCUCAGUCUCUGCCAACAUGGCCGUCCAGGCAGAGGCGCCGGCAGCUAUCGACAAGCUGGCACCCAGGACCGGAGUCAACGAGAAGGCCAAAGUGAUUGUGCUUGGUGCGGGUAUCUCUGGCCUCCGCGCCGCAUCUGUGCUCCAGCGCCAUGGCCUGGACGUCACUAUCGUUGAAGCUCGCGACCGCAUCGGUGGACGCAUACAGACUACGAGAAACGAAAAAGGCGUACCAAGAGAUAUUGGCGCUGCAUGGUGCCACGAGACAAGCCAGAAUCCUCUGGUCAAACUAAUCUCGAAGCUGAAGCUCGACUACUACUAUGAUGAUGGGCUCCCUCUGUACUACACGGAGCACGGUCGAGCUGGUGCUCAGGCCAAGUUCAAAAAAGUGGCCGACGAAGCUGCAGAUCAUAUGGAGUGGUACUAUGAAACGCACCCAGAAGCGCCUGAUCAACCCGUGUCUGACUUUGUGAACGCGUUCGUUGCAAAGCACGAGCUCAUCACCGAUGAUGAGCGCUUGUGGGCUCCACAGGCAUUCAAAGAAGUUGAGUUGUGGAUCGGAACUUCGAUCGAGACCGCCUCUUCCAAACAUCUCUCCUACUUCAUUACCGAACGCAAUCUGUACAUGAAAGGUGGUUACGAUGCCAUCGUCAAAUGGACCGCCGAUUGUCUCCUUCCAAACUCCAUUCAGCUCAACAGCACUGUCGACAGCAUUGCAUGGACUGAAGAUGGCUCAAAGAAAUGUGCCGUCGAGUAUCACGACGACGAAGGAAAUGUGCAUGUCGUUGAAGCCGAUGCCGUUGUCUCUACCUUGCCGCUCGGUGCUCUCAAGCGAAACCUGGUCCACUUCGAUCCACCAUUGCCAAGCGACAUGCAGCUCGCCAUCUCCAAGUUCAGCUAUGGAGCUCUAGGCAAAGUGUUCUUCGAAUUUGCUGAUGUCUUUUGGAGUAAGGAGAAUGAUCAGUUCGUGUACUUCCCAUCUCCCCCGGAGCUGGAUGCCGAUCAGUAUUCGACGUCACCUGGCUCGAGCAGCUCUGACGAACAGUAUUCCAUCUUGAACUAUGCCACUGUUACCAUCAAUCUCUGGAUCAUGACCGGAGGAAAGGAGCUCUGUAUCCAGAUCGCCGAGCCUUUGACGCAGCGCAUCGAGGCCAUGACCAACAAGAAGGAAAUCUACAAGUUUUUCGAACCCCUUUUCAAGCUUCUCCGCACUGAGCCAUACAAGUCUCUCCCUCGUCUCAUCGACGUUGAGACCACGCACUGGUCCCAGGACCCACUGGCUGGAUAUGGCUCCUACUCCGCCGACAAGGUUGGUGACGAUCCUGACCUGUUGAUGGAUGCUCUCGAGAACCACAAAGGCUCGCGACUCCAAUUCGCUGGAGAGCACUGUACUCUGACUGGCAACGGAUGUGUGCACGGAGCUUUUGCUACCGGCGAGACCGCCGCAAAGAACCUCUUGAACAGUCUCGGCGUUGAACAUGAUGGUGGAGAUUUUGUCAGUCUUCACUAAGCGAUGCAUUUGCAUAGGAAUGGCGUUGUCGAUACCGUUGAGUUCAUGCUGCAUUCUACUUACGACAAACCACAGGUGAUUUAGCACAGUAUCUCAUAGCACGGCAAUAUCAAUUCUUUUCGAGCA